This is a messenger RNA of Pipistrellus nathusii (Nathusius's pipistrelle), 792 nucleotides long. The record is from the annotation of a GenBank genome assembly. NCBI's taxonomy places the organism in Eukaryota, Metazoa, Chordata, Mammalia, Chiroptera, Vespertilionidae.
AUGGCAGUGGAGAACAUCAACGAGCUGCCGGAAAGCAUCCUGCUGGAGCUGUUCACGCACGUGCCCGCCCGCCAGCUGCUGCUGCGCUGCCGCUUGGUCUGCAGCCUCUGGCGGGACCUCAUCGACCUCGUGACCCUCUGGAAGCGCAAAUGCCUUCGGGAGGGCUUCAUCACCGAGGACUGGGACCAGCCCGUGGCCGACUGGAAGAUCUUCUACUUCCUACGGAGCCUCCACAGGAACCUCCUGCACAACCCGUGUGCCGAAGAGGGGUUUGAGUUCUGGAGCCUGGAUGUGAACGGAGGCGAUGAGUGGAAGGUGGAAGCCCUCUCCGGAGACCAGAGGAAGGAAUUCCCCAAUGACCAGGUCAAGAAAUACUUCGUGACUUCUUAUUACACCUGCCUCAAGUCCCAGGUGGUGGACCUCAAGGCCGAAGGGUAUUGGGAGGAGCUGAUGGACACUACACGGCCGGACAUCAAGGUCAAGGACUGGUUCGCAGCUAGGCCAGACUGCGGGUCCAAGUACCAGCUGUGCGUUCAGCUCCUGUCAUCAGCGCAUGCGCCUCUGGGGACCUUCCAGCCAGACCCAGCAACCAUCCAGCAGAAGAGCGAUGCCAAGUGGAGAGAGGUCUCACACACGUUCUCCAACUACCCACCCGGCGUCCGCUACAUCUGGUUUCAGCACGGAGGCGUGGACACUCACUACUGGGCCGGCUGGUACGGCCCGAGGGUCACCAACAGCAGCAUCACCAUUGGGCCCCCCCGCUGCCCCGAGGCCCCGUCCGCAGAGCCCUGA